Colletotrichum scovillei is the source of this 2205-nucleotide messenger RNA. Its product is annotated as ZIP Zinc transporter. Gene Ontology annotation, biological process: zinc ion transmembrane transport. Gene Ontology annotation, cellular component: plasma membrane. The transcript is spliced from 3 exons. The record is from RefSeq and is a predicted model, not a curated record. NCBI's taxonomy places the organism in Eukaryota, Fungi, Ascomycota, Sordariomycetes, Glomerellales, Glomerellaceae. Gene Ontology annotation, molecular function: zinc ion transmembrane transporter activity. Bases 237 to 1766 code for a protein of 509 amino acids.
ACCUUGAUCCCCAGUGACCUCGAAAGAUUGACUCGUGUGAUUCCAUCUCCAUCUUCUUAUUCUCAUAACUCCAUCCUCUUACGAUUCCGAUCAAACAAGACACCACAUCAAAUCAUACCAAAUCGAGCCCGACAGCAAGUAGACAGUACCGACGACAAGUUCCAAUCGACCCAACGAAAGGACUCUAGUUCCCCCCGUAGAAAAACAACCACAGCCAAAGGUCGUUCUCGCCCACGAUGAACUGCCCUUCGCGCAACGACGACAUCACGCUGGAGCAUCCAGACUGGAACCAGAACCCGCCCUUCUUGUCUGCCGACCUCACCACCUGCGAGGAUCUGAACGGCAUUGCCAACGCCCGCGAGCAACGCAGGGCCCGGGGCGGCGCCGGCGAUGGAUCCGACGGCCGGGGUGACGACAUGAAUUACCAGACGUUGCCACGUCUGCAGCCCGAUCGGAGGCUGCGCGUUUCGGGAGGGUGGAAACACGGUUUCCAUCCCCGAAACAAAAAGGUGCAUGGUGGUGAUGACCAUACACCUCUCCUUUGGGCCUCUGCGCCCGCCCGCUCCGCCCUCUGGGGCUGGGUGAGCUGGAUCAUGUCCGUCAUUGGCUGCUCAGCCAUCAUCUCUGCCCUCAAGAGCCCCGAGGCUGUCGCGUCUUUCCUUGUCGCGACCAAAGAAACUACUCAUUCCAUCACCAAGCGCCACGCCCACACUCACGACCACGACCGCAUUACCGCCCGCUCAACCUGCCCGACUGGCGGCCUCGGCGACGAAGAUGCCUACAACACGCCCCUCCACGUCGGCGCCCUUUUCAUCAUCCUCGCAACCUCCUUCCUCGCCUGCGCCUUCCCGCUCAUCGCGAAGAGUAUCCCCGCCAUCCGAAUCCCCCGUACCUUCUUCUUCGCUGUCCGCCACUUCGGUACCGGCGUCCUCCUCGCCACCGCCUUCGUUCACCUCCUCCCGACGGCCUUCACCCUUCUCGGCAACCCAUGUCUGAGCUCCUUCUGGGUCGAGGAUUACCCCGCCAUGCCGGGCGCCAUCGCCCUGGCCGGCAUCUUCCUCGUCACCAUCAUCGAGAUGGUCUUCUCCCCUGCCCGCCAGAUGAGCUGCCGCCCCGAUGACGCCGUACUCGCCCCGAACCAACCCGAGGCUGGCGAUGAAACCGAUCAGGGGCAGCAACAGCAGCGCGUCGAGAAGCGCGUCAUCGUUGACGAGGAGAACCGCGCCGUGCAAGUCAACUCCAACGGCGGAAUCGUCCUGACCCCGGCACAGCAGCACCAAAAGGACAUCCUCCAGUGCAUGAUGCUCGAAGUCGGUAUCCUAUUCCACUCCGUCUUCAUCGGCAUGACCCUCUCCGUCUCCGUCGGUCACGAGUUCGUCAUCCUCCUCAUCGCCAUCGCCUUCCACCAGACUUUUGAAGGCCUCGCCCUGGGCUCCCGCAUCGCAAACAUUGACUGGCCCCAGGGCAGCCUCCAGCCCUGGAUGAUGGCCCUUGCGUACGGCUGCACCACGCCCAUCGGCCAGGCCAUCGGUCUCGCGACCCACCGCCUCUACAGCCCGGACUCGGAGUUUGGCCUCAUCCUCGUCGGCACCAUGAAUGCCAUCUCGUCUGGGUUGCUGGUCUUUGCCGCGCUGAUCGAACUUCUGGCCGAGGAUUUCCUGUCCGAUGAGAGCUGGCGUGUCCUGAGGGGCUCGAAGCGCGUCUGGGCUUGCGUGCUCGUCUUCUUUGGCGCCUUUGGCAUGAGUCUUGUCGGAGCGUGGGCCUAGGUGGAUCCCCCGAGGCUAAGGGGGAACAGUCUGGAUCGAUGGUGACACCGGUUUCCUGCCUGGUGGUCUCCUGUUGAGUCGUCUGUGACCCUCUUGCACCUGAAGAGACACGGUGAGGUGUCUCAUUCAGGGUUAGACGGCGAUGCUGCAUAAGUGGAUGGCGCGAGCCGACCCCUUACCGCGUUGUCUCGAUUUCAAUUUUCCAUUCAGCAGCUGGGUUUGUGCUUAUGUACAACAACCUCUGUCAUCUGUUUGCAUGAAUCUUGAAAACUGGUGUAUCUCGUUCUUUGGAAGACUGCCGCUUGAGAGAGAGUUGUCGGUCAGAGUGCUUCGUUAUUUGCUCUACGUUUGGUUUCGUCUAUGAAGCCGUCCGCUCGUUCAAAGUAGUAUUAGUGCGAUACGUUACUUAGAUUAUGAAAAUUUAGAAAAUGAUGUGGAU